Messenger RNA from Rhagoletis zephyria (snowberry fruit fly), 1748 nucleotides. RefSeq names its product coiled-coil domain-containing protein 94. NCBI's taxonomy places the organism in Eukaryota, Metazoa, Arthropoda, Insecta, Diptera, Tephritidae. Gene Ontology annotation, cellular component: U2-type catalytic step 1 spliceosome. The record is from RefSeq and is a predicted model, not a curated record. Gene Ontology annotation, biological process: mRNA splicing, via spliceosome.
AGCCUUUAGAAUUUCGGGAAAAAUUGUGCUUUCAAACAAAAGUCCAUCUCACUUGCUAGAGAUAAAAAUAGAACGCGAGCGUGAUUUGUAAGCAGGUGAAGAUGGCUGGUAAAGGUUAUCGGCGGAAAAGUAUCGACGAAACUUUUGAGAACAUUCAUCUCUAUUUAUUAUUUAUUGUCGCUUUUCGUUUAUACUGCAGUUUUCGUUUAAUUUCACAAAUAUAAUGAAACUUCUAUUUCUAGCAUGGUAUGUGGGUAAACGUUGGCAUUGAAAUAAAUUUACAUAAUAACCAAAUACAGCCAGCCAUCAGAAGCGCCAAUACACUAGCCUAACCAACAGGCAUUCUGAGGAAGUGGUUCUUCAUACCAUCCUACGUUUCAGCGAGGACAAUUUAUUGGGAUUUAUACCUGGUAGUUAAACGACGCCAUAUAUUGCAGUUUUUGUUGUUGUAACAGAGUGAUGCUGAAGUGACAGUCCUUGACCAGAUAUAAAUCUGGGUCGUUUCGUUUACGUAGACCUGACGUCGUGGCCACAUAUUGCUGUUAUUGUUGCGGAUUCGGCCUGGUUCUUUCUAAUUGAAAAAGUUGACCAGGAGUAUUCUGUCCGGCGAAACCUCUUUUGAUUUUGCAGCAAGAUGUCUGAACGAAAAGUGUUAAAUAAAUAUUACCCACCGGACUUCGAUCCAUCGAAGAUUCCUCGCAUGAAGCUUGCCAAAAAUCGGCAAUAUACAGUUCGCUUAAUGGCACCGUUUAAUAUGAGGUGCAAGACUUGCGGGGAAUAUAUUUACAAAGGAAAGAAAUUCAAUGCCCGAAAGGAAGACGUAGAAAAUGAAACUUAUCUAGGAAUACGUAUCUACCGUUUUUACAUCAAAUGCACACGAUGUCUGCAGGAGAUUUCAUUUAAAACUGAUCCACAGAACACUGACUAUGAAAUUGAGGCGGGCGCAACAAGAAAUUUUAUGGCGUUAAAAUUGGCAGAGGAACAAGCACGCAAAGAGAUAGAGGAAGAACGCGAAGAAGAAGCAAACAAUCCAAUGAAGUUACUGGAAAACCGCACACAACAAUCGCGUAACGAAAUCGAAAUGCUUGAGUCGUUGGAAGAGCUGCGCGAUUUGAAUCGCCGCCAACACAAUGUCGAUUAUGAGUCAAUGUUACAACAGUACAACAGCGCGGAAUCUGAGCAGGAGCGAUUAAAGCGCGAAGAAAAGGAAGAUGAGGAGUUUGUAAAAUCUAUAAACUUCAAAGCGAACAAAACAGCAGGAAAAAUUGUUGCUGAAGAAAUAAUAGAAGAAAUUAAUGAUGAAGCAUCUUUAUCUUCUGAAGCAAAGAAAGCAAAACUUAAUACUGCUAUUUUAGCGCCUCAAGCGCAUAGCUCCAAAACUAAAGCUGUCACAAUAAAAACUUCAACACUCGUAAAACGGAAAACUCCACUCGUUGUACCGAAAUUGAAUCCACCCACAGCAACAGUUUCUUCAGCGGGCUUGGGCGCGUCUACAAGUAAAACAGAAAGCCUAAAACCGACGGAAAAUAAAAACGGAGGCCUUUCAUUGCUUUCAAGUUAUGCCAGCACCUCCGAAGAAUCAGAGUGAGAGAUAUACAGCCUUAAAAUAGGGAAUAUUGCGUUAUACAAGUAUUUACGUAACUAAACGUGAUAUGUGAAAGUGGAUCACAGGAUUCUGGUGUAAAUAAUGUAAAGAAUGGUAAUUCCAAAUAUAAUAUGAAAGCGUUUUGAAAUAAUCUGAGAAUAAU